This is a messenger RNA of Penicillium expansum, 1380 nucleotides long. RefSeq names its product T6SS phospholipase effector Tle1-like catalytic domain-containing protein. The transcript is spliced from 5 exons. NCBI's taxonomy places the organism in Eukaryota, Fungi, Ascomycota, Eurotiomycetes, Eurotiales, Aspergillaceae. The record is from RefSeq and is a predicted model, not a curated record. Bases 1 to 1380 code for a protein of 459 amino acids.
AUGCCCAAGCUAGCAAGCUACAAGCGCAUAAUCCUUUGCGCCGACGGGACGUGGCUAGCGUCUGACCAAGGUGACAAGUCCGUGCCUUCGAAUGUUGCGAAGAUUGCUCGAGCAAUUGCGACCAGUGGCCCCGAUGCCGAUGGCAAAAUUGUAAAGCAGAUUGUGUCGUACCAUUCCGGCCUGGGGGCUGGAGCCCUUCCUUUCCAGAAAACCAUAUCUGGCGCCAUCGGCCGGGGUUUAGACAUCGAAGUUUGCAAGAUCUAUGAUUUCAUAUCCAACAACUAUGAGCCCGGGGACGAGUUGUUCUUCCUCGGAUUCUCGCGCGGCGCUUUCACGGUGCGCUCAGUCGCUGGCCUGAUAGGUGAUAUCGGUGUCCUCCGUGCAGUGCACAUGUCGCACUUUGCAGAGAUGUGGAAGGCCUACUGUGAGAAUACGGACGGGCAGCCCUUCAUAAAGACACCGUGGUAUCAGCAGAACAAGGACAAACUGCGCUUGACGGAUGAUAUAAGGAUUAAAGUUGUUGGGGUUUGGGACACUGUUGGUGCUCUGGGAAUCCCUGAAUGGCCGUUUUUAGGAUUCGCCACAAAACUUGGUAUCGCAAUGAACAAACAGUACGCAUUUCACAACACGAAAUUAUCAAAAAAUCUGGACUAUGCCUUCCAAGCCCUUGCUAUUGACGAGAGACGAAAAACCUAUCUUCCUACCCUCUGGCACAAGACCUCUGACGCCCCGGCCAAGGAACUACAACAAUGUUGGUUUCCCGGUGUUCAUCGUAAUAUCGGUGGCCAAGCAGAAGAUCCACCUACCGCUGGUGACCAUGAAGAGAUCGGCAACAUCACAUUUGCGUGGAUGGUGGACAAUCUCUCCGGCAUGCUGACCUUUGAAGAGGCCGCGAUCGACGUGCUCCUCGAGCAGCACCAACACGCGCAGGCCGCGAACAACGCCAAAAACAACAUCACGGACGGCUGGGGCUGCGGGACUAUAGUUUCUAAUUUCUCUGGGCUGCGAGGCGCGUUCUUCCGCAUUCUUGGCAAGCAAGACCGCACGCCGGGCAACUACCCACAGGGUCCAGAUGACGGAAAUGAUCGCGCCACAGAUGAGUAUUUCCAUCCAAUUGUCCGGAUACGGAAGAGCAAACUCUCUAAUUACAACCCAACGUCGCUUUACGGGUAUUCCGCCGAGAAGUCUGAUAGUGAUGCUGGCUGGAUGUGGCACAGAGAGGACAGACAGACAGUGCCGGAGUAUGUGAUGCGCCCGGAGAAGAAAAUGAGUUUGGUGAACGAGGGAGGCUAUAAAACUACGAGUAGCUUGUCAAGGUUGAUGUGUCCCAAACUCCUUCUGGCAGAUAUUGAUAGGGAUAAUGGUGUAACACCAGAGUGA